GACCAUAUGGAAUCUGUAUCAAAGUUCCGGUGACAGUAACGUAUUUCCACCGACAAAAGCUCAUCAAAACCUCUUAACAAUGGCGCUGCAGUUCCAGAAAAUACUAUAGUGUAAUAAAUCACAAGUAAGUUUCAUCGACCCAUCAUAUUCCCGGGGCGUCAUUUCAGAAGGAAGAAGAUGUGGAUUUUUGGGUGGAAGGGAGCAUCUGGGUUUUCAGCUCGUUCCACAGCUGAAGAAGUUACUGACGGAAUCGAUGCAACUGGCCUCACUGCUAUCGUCACAGGAGCAUCAAAUGGAAUUGGGGUGGAGACUGCAAGAGUCCUAGCUAUGCACGGUGCUCAUGUGUUCAUGGCAGUAAGAAAUGUUGAUGCUGGGAAAAGUGUUAAAGAAGCAAUCCUCAAAGAAAUCCCUACGGCUAAGCUUGACGUUAUGCACUUGGAUCUUAGUUCAUUGGCAUCAGUGAAGAGAUUCGCAUCGGAAUACGUUUCUUCAGGCCUUCCACUGAAUCUGUUGAUUAACAAUGCAGGCAUGAUGUGCCCUUACAUGCUCUCCACUGACAACAUAGAGAUGCAGUUCGCCACCAACCAUGUUGGACAUUUUCUGUUGACACAUCUUCUGUUGGAAAGAAUGAAAUCUACUGCUCUUGAAAGUAAUCAGGAAGGAAGAAUUGUUAAUCUAUCAUCAGAGGGUCAUCGGUUUGUUUACAAGGAAGGGAUCCGUUUCGACAAGAUCAACAACGAAGCAGAGUACAACAAAUUCCUCGCUUAUGGGCAGUCAAAGCUUGCUAACAUUCUUCAUGCUAAUGAACUUGCGAAGCGCCUCACGGAGGAAGGAAUCAACAUAACAGCGAACUCACUUCACCCUGGAGCCGUUGCUACAAACUUCUUUCGCAAUCUCGGUGUUAUUGGGGCCAUUACAAAUCUCGCCGGUAAAUAUGUGCUAAAAAAUCUUCCACAGGGAGCUGCAACUACAUGCUUUGCGGCACUGCAUCCACAAAUGAAGGGGGUGACGGGUGAAUACUUGUGCGACAGUAACUUAUACAAACCAAGCCCUCAGGGCAAGGAUGAUGAACUGGCUAAGAAACUCUGGGAUUUCAGCUUAGAUUUGGUCCACCCUUUUUGCUGAAGUGUUUACUUCCCAUGCCUUACAGAAGCUAAUUUAUGUUGAUUUUCCCCCCAGAUUUUUUGUCUGUUUUCCCCCCUAUCAUUUGGCGUAAUUUAUUCGAAGACGAAAAGAACUGUAGUAAUCAUAAAUGAAAACUC
Messenger RNA from Linum tenue, 1262 nucleotides. The record is from the annotation of a GenBank genome assembly. Lineage: Eukaryota; Viridiplantae; Streptophyta; Magnoliopsida; Malpighiales; Linaceae.